GCGAGCCACGUGACCGUCCUCGCGCCGAGGCAGGAACCGUUGGGACUGAACCGAUGGGAAAUGUUUGCUUGGGCUCUCUACAAUGUAAAUUCGAGAACUCGCUUUUCACUCACAUCCUCAAGGUGUCUUCAGUUUACCUAACAAUUGGUGUUAUCUCAAGACCUCUGCAUGGAGUCAUACAGCAUGGAAUCAGAUCCUUCACUCCAGCUUGUCUGCACUGACCAAAUAUCACAACCUGACGGAGUUCCAUUUGCCAGCAUUUGGCCCAUAUCUCUCUAAACCCUUCUUAUGCAUGUACCAAUCUAGAUGCCAUUUCAAUGUUGUAAUUGUACCUACCACCCUUUACUGUGGCAGACCGUUCAAUACAUGUAAUCUCUUGCGUGAAAAAGUUACUUCUCAAAUCCUUUUCUAAAUCUUUCUCUCUCAUCUUCAAUCCUUUGUCCUCCAGUUUUAGACUCCCCUACUCUGAGGAUGAAAAAGCACCCUAUUUAUGUCCUUCAUGGUUUUAUAAAUCUGAGUAGGGUCACCCCGCAGUCUCGUUUACAGGGAAAAAAAAGCCUCACCCUAUUUAACCUUCCUGUAACUCAAACCUUUGAGUCCUGGCAACCUCUGAAGUUUAACACGUCCUCCCUUUAGAAGGGCAACCAAAAUUGAACGCAGUAUUCCACAGGAAGCCUCACCAAUGUCCUGCACAGCCGCAACAUGACAUCCCAACUCUUAUGCACAAUGUUAUGACCAAUGAAGGCAAGUGUACCAAAUGCUGCCUUGAAGACCAUGGAAACAAGUUUUCUCCAGCUGACCCCCCUCUGACCAUGUGCUGCUGUCUUACCAAAUUGAUUAUCGCAUAAUGUCAUUCACAUCACCAGUGAUCAUUGCUGAAGUCCUGUUGCCUGUGGAGAAAGUGAUAUUUGACCUCCUUGUUCUGCUGCAGUUCAUGUGGUGAAGGGACUCUCACAAUGUGGUUAGGAUAUUAAUUGAGAAUAAUUUGCACUCCAGGAUCUCAAAACACGUUCUGACAGAGUCAGCAGAGCCAUCAGGACCUGAAUAUUAUUGGCGUUUACUGUGGAAGGAAAAAGGUGCAGGUGAGAAACAUUCCCCGUAGCGUGACCAUGUACAGCCGAGGGGAGAACACGAGACUGGCACAGCCCAGAGACCACGUUACCUUCACCGGCAACUUCCUCACCAUGAUGUGGACCAGGUUCAGGCAGGUAGUUCAGCGCUAGGACCCGGUAGGCACAGAAGCCUGGAAGCGCCGCCCAUAAGUGCGUCACAAAGCGGACCAUGCAUGUGCCGUACUCCCGAGGGAGCCAAGAUGGCGGAGGCUAACCAGGAUCUGAUCCCAGCUAAAAUCCCAGAACAAUAUACAUGCGGGAUUUGCAGGUUGUGAAUCGAAGUUUGAGGGCAUUAGCAAAGGAGGAUUUGCAGUCGGGAACCUCGAACCAAGCAUUGCACCAGGACUUAAGAGAGGCACCACAUUUGUCAUCAACAAAAUAUCAUUGAAUUUUGAACAUGGAAGAAAAAGGCCCCCUUCAAACUAGGAAGGAACCAUAUACAUGUUGUAUGUGUGGACAAGGCUUCAGCCAAUCAGCUGGCCUCACAAACCACAAAUGUAGUCACACUGGGAAGAAACUGUUCAUCUGCUCAGACUGUGGGAUGGGAUUCGCUCAGUCAGCCCACCUCCUGCGACACCAGUGGGUUCACACUGAAGAGAGACCGUUAACGUGCUCUGAGUGUGGGAAGGGAUGCACACACUCAUCCAGUCUGUUGAGACACCAGCGAGUUCACACCGAAGAGAGACCUUUUAAAUGUCCAGACUGUGAGAAAUGCUAUAAAAGUACCAGCAGUCUGAUGUCCCACCUCCGUGUUCACACUAACGAGAGACCUUUUAAAUGUCCAGACUGUGAGAAAUGCUAUAAAAGUUCGGGAGAGUUGAUGUCCCAUCAACGUGUUCACACUGAGGAGAGACCGUAUAAAUGCCCAAACUGUGGAAAAUGCUAUAAAAGUUCAGGAGAGUUGAUGUCCCAUCUGCGUGUCCACACUGAUGAGAGACCAUUUAAAUGCUCAGACUGUGGGAUGUGCUUUAAACGUUCCAGUAAUCUCACAUCCCACAGCCAUGUUCACACUGACAAGAGACCAUUCAGAUGCUCUCACUGUGGGACUACGUUCAGGCAAUCAUCUCAACUCACUAAACACCAGCGAGUCCACACUGGGGAGAGACCCUUUACCUGCAAUGAGUGUGGGAAAGGAUUCACACAGUCAUCCCACCUUCUCACGCACCAGCUAGUUCACACUGAUAAGAGACCUUUUAAAUGUUCGGACUGUGGGAAAUGCUUUAAAAGUUCCAGGGAACUAAUCCACCACUACCAUGUUCACACUGAGGAGAGAGCAUUUGCAUGUCCAGACUGUGGAAAGUGCUUUAAAAGUUCUGGGGAACUAAUGCGGCAUCAACGUGUUCACACUGAGGAGAGACCAUUCAGAUGUUCUCACUGCGGGGCUGGUUUUAAGCGAUCAUCUGACCUCAUUGUACAUCAGCGAAUUCACACUGGAGAGAGACCAUUCUCCUGCAUGGACUGUGGGAAGGGAUUCACUCACUCAUCCAACCUGCUGAGACACCAGCGUGUUCACAAGUGACUGUGUUGAAUGUUGCUGUUAACCACAUAAUGGAAACAACCAUGUUCAUUGUGUCUGUCGAUGUUGAUAACAUCCAGUCUGGGUUUACAUGUAUAGCCUGAGUAAACGUCAAAUAAAUCAGCUCUGUGUCAGUUCAUUAAA
Messenger RNA from Chiloscyllium plagiosum (whitespotted bambooshark), 2772 nucleotides. Lineage: Eukaryota; Metazoa; Chordata; Chondrichthyes; Orectolobiformes; Hemiscylliidae. The record is from RefSeq and is a predicted model, not a curated record.